GGGGACUACUUCCGGGGGAGCGGCGCGGCGGCCCUGGAGAAACUGGCAGUGGAGAGGUGAAUGAGGAGAUCUCAGGAGCUGGUGGAUUGAUUGGGCCAUGGCCUCUGACCUGGACUUCUCACCUCCAGAGGUGCCUGAGCCCACUUUCCUGGAGAACUUGCUUCGCUAUGGACUCUUCCUUGGGGCCAUCUUCCAGCUCAUCUGUGUGUUGGCCAUCAUCGUGCCUGUCCCCAAGUCCUACGAGGUGGAGGCAGAACCAUCUGAGCCCAGAAGUGCAGAGGUGACAAGGAAGCCCAAGACUACUGUUCCAUCUGUCAACAAGAGGCCGAAGAAGGAGCCAAAGAAGAAGCGGUAGAAGUGGAGAGCUGAGGGCCAGGCAGCGGGCUGAGGGCCCUGGGGCAGCCCUCCAGGGAGCCAGGCUCCUGUUUCUGUUCUCAUCCCAGUUCGGGGGAUAGUCAUGACAGUCCCCAGGCUCUGGCUGGGCAGGCCACCACUUCCUCUUCCCUCUGCUCCCAUGGUGCUUUAGGGUCCAGGGGACUGAAAGGCUCUGUGAGCCAGCACAAGUCCUGUCAGCUCACAGUCACAUUUUGCUCCUUAAUCCCAGCAUCUAGUUGUUAGUCACCCAUUUAGUGGAUUCACACCCCAAGUAAUGCUGACAAGUGCAUCCUCUCCCAGUGCCUGUGCAGUGCACAUCUCCUGCUCAUUGUCACCUUCAUCUCUGUGGUGCAAGGAGCCAGCUUUCACCUGUGUUUAGCUCAGGCUGCUAUGCCAGGGUUAGGGAUCCCACACACUGCAGCAGUCAGAUUCCAAAGGUGACCCGGGGGAGAGCUCAUGGGAGACCUGGGCUCCAGCACAUGGCAGAGACUCUUGAACACAACUUCUGGAGCCUCUGAAAUAUCAGGCUGGGCACUUGCAAACCGACCUCUUCUCAAUCCACCAUAACACACUCAAGGUGUGCCUUUAACCUGGAUCUGUACACUCCCCUCCUGGUUCUUUCAUUCCCUGACAAGUGCAGAGAGCUAUCUGGAGGAAAGAAAGGUAAUAAACUAUCAAUCAUCCUGAA
Molecule: messenger RNA, 1063 nt
Organism: Dipodomys ordii (Ord's kangaroo rat)
Lineage: Eukaryota; Metazoa; Chordata; Mammalia; Rodentia; Heteromyidae
Gene: Manbal
Product: mannosidase, beta A, lysosomal-like
Exons: 3
Coding region: 98-355 (85 amino acids)
Cellular component (GO): membrane
Source: RefSeq, a predicted model, not a curated record